AUGUAUGGAGCACUCGUAUGGAGCACGCUGGUGAUGUCAAGUCCUGGUUCUCAAACAACUGCAACUCCUGGUUCUCAAACAACUGCGGGUCCUGGUUCUCAAACUACUGCAGGUCCUGGUCCUCAAACAACCGCAGGUCCUGGUUCUCAAACCACUGCAAGUCUUGGUUCUCCAACAACUGUAGGUCCUGGUUCUCAAACUACCGAAGGUCCUGGGGUCAACGAGUGCAUCAGCAGCCCAUGUGAUAACGGAGGGACGUGUAUUGAUAGAGUGGUUGGUUUUUAUUGUCAAUGUCAUCAAGCUUUCUUUGGCAGCACAUGUCAGCAUAUCAAUCCUUGCUUUUUCAAUCCAUGCGAAAACAACGCAAAAUGUGAGCCAAAUGUCAACCGUCCAGAGGAGUACAAUUGUGCCUGUCUGCCUGGUUACAGAGGAGAUCGAUGCGAACAAGACGCUUCCUUUAUGAACAACAUGUAUCCAUUCGGAACGGGUGCAGGGGAUGUGUUGAUGCCGGAGGACUUUAUGUACAGCUAUAGAUGUCUGGAGCUUGGCAUGCCUGGACUAGGACUGGAAUUCUUAGGAAAAAGACAUGAAACAUUUUGGAUUUGCAGGAAUGGCAUGAUAGAGUUCAAUAGAGACUACACGCGUUAUUGGCCGCGCAAAUUCGGUCUCCGCUACUGGGAUCGUUUUCUGCCAACUAUAGCACCGUACUGGUCUUUAGUUGAACACCAACUCUUUGACUCAACCACAGUGUUUCAAUUCGAGGGGGCUGUUAUUGAUGAAAUAAUAAACAACGGCAACAGAAGUUUGGCUCAUUCAGGAAAGAUAUACAGCAUGCGUAUUGAUCCUAAGAGACAGUCCAAGGUAUAUUACCAACUGUACAGCAGAUGGAAUUACACCAACGCUGCUGCAGCUAUGUUGAACAAGUCUUCUGAUGACGUCAGAAAGUACACCAAAAACAGCUUGUACAACGAUUUUAGAGCUAGCUUUGUCGCUGUGGUAACGUGGGUCAAUGUUUAUCCUGAACGCUUACGAAAUUUUCCGUAUUUCGGAUUGAGCAAUACUUUCCAAACGGUCAUCAUUACGGAUGGAGUCUAUACAUUCACCAUGUUUAAUUAUCCCAGUGGUGGAAUACAGUGGGCCGCACCAGUAGAUAGCUCUCAGCCAUCGUGGGUUAACUAUUGGUAUCGUAAAUAUCGUUUGCCUGUUGCGGGAUGGAACUCUGGCACCGAUGACAAAAACCGCUACUUCAACAUCAAGCAGUCUUCAACAUUGGUCAUGGCGCAGCUGAGUCAGUUGCCAGGAAACACCCAAGAAACCGGCCGAUGGUUCUUCCAAGUAGAUGAGUCUAACAUGGUGCGGAAAGCAGAGACAAAGUGCUACACCUGGUAUCUACAGCAACCCACAUUACCCGUUUCAUUUCUGCCACCAUGUCCAUGUUGGAGGGGCCAAGCGCUCUUCGACAGAAGAUUCCGGCUCGACAGUACACUCGUGAAUCGUCAAUUCUCUGCAUCAUCUCGUGGGGUGUGCUACAUAUCGAGAUGGAGUUCCCAAAGAAUACAGUACAAUAUUAUUGAUGAGAGAACCAACUUGAGAAGACCUGUUGACAGAAGAUGGUCGGCACAGCGUUGUUGCUAUGGCACUGACUUUUUGGACUUCGGUUCUCUAUUAAAAGGCCCAGAGAGAGGUGGUUAUGCACGGCAGCAAUUUUCCCCUCCUAUUCAAGGUUUUCUGAGCGAUGAAGAGGCUUACAUCGCCUGUUGCGUGGAAUCCGAACUCUGUCGUCUUUUCUACGCAAGAAGACCUUCUGACGAUUGCGGAUCCUACCGUCCACCAAGAAGGACAUGGUUCUGGGGUUAUUCUCACAUUUUCACAAUGGACAACAAGAACUACACUUUCAACGGUCUCGGCGAAUACAUUAUGGCUGAUGUUCAGAACGGGUUUUUCCAGCUGCAAGCCAGAACUGCAAAAGCAUUAGGAGGCACAGCAACGGUCUAUUCUGCAGCGGUUGCUAAGGAACACAAUACCAGUAAAAUUGAAGCUCGAUUGAAGAGUUCAGGAGAUGGUCUAGACUUUUUUAUCGAUGGUUCAGCCUUUGAUUACAGCAGCAUUACAAAUGGCUCAAUGAAUAUCGGGAAUUUGUCCAUCUCUCGCGACGAAAACGAUGGAGUAACAGCCACCUUCCCAUCAGGCAUCUCUGUCUCGUUCAGCCAAGUUAAAGGGAUGAUGGCAAUCGUAUUCGCGGCACCUGAAUCGUUUAAGAACAAGACGAGAGGACUUCUAGGGGUCUGGAAUGAUGAUUCUAGUGAUGACUUUACUCUUCCUAAUGGCACGAUUAUUCCUGUGUCCUCUAGCGACAGAGACAUCCAUCAUAAGUUUGGUCUUAAAUGGCAAAUCACUGCUGCUCAGUCGUUAUUUACCUACGCGGCUGGCCAAGGUGUAGACACGUUCAAGAACACUUCAUACACACCCCUAUUUGCUGAUGAGCUCAAAUUCACUGACUCGGCACUUGAAGCCAAAGCAAGAGAAACAUGUGGUUCUAACCUGGCCUGUCUGUUCGAUAUUGCUGUUACGAAAGAUCUCUCUGUUGGUGGUUCUAACCUGGCCUGUCUGUUCGAUAUUGCUGUUACGAAAGAUCUCUCUGUUGGACAAGCCACCUUGAAGACAUUCCAGAAGCUUGUUAAUGAGUCAAAUCAACUUGAAAAUUUCCCUCCAACAUUGGUGAAUUCUAGCUCUACGAUCAUGCUGAAACUCGGAGAGACAAAGGAAUUUGACCUGGUUGCUAAUGACACAAAUGGAGAUCCAAUUGUUUUCCUGCCGCCAUCUUUUCCUGGAUUACUAACCUCCUUAGUGUCUGAAAACACCUUGAAUAUCAAACUGAAAUUAUCCACUAMAAAUAAGGUUAAUUUCACCAUCGUGGUCAGGGACUCGAAAGGCGCAUCACUGAUCUGGAACCCGACUCUAACAUUAUGCGCAUGUGAAAAUGGGGCAAACUGCUCUCAACCAAACAAUCUCAACGGUGAUAAGUUCCUAGUGAUGUCAUGCAAAUGUGAAAGUGGUUACACUGGCAAGUUUUGUGAAAGCGACCUCAACGCCUGUGAUUUCAAUAGUAGACCUUGCUAUCCUGGAGCUAUUUGUACUGAUCAUCCUCCUCCUAGCGGCAAGCAGGGCUAUACAUGCGGGCCUUGUCCCGCGGGACACUCGGGCGAUGGUGCCAAUUGCACAGAUAUCGAUGAAUGCCUCGAUUCUAUAACGUGUUCACAGCUGUGCAUAAAUACUCCGGGCUCAUACUUAUGUCAGUGCAAUGAUGGAUACAUACUCAACGAAGACGGGGAAAAUUGUGGUGACAUCGACGAAUGUCAAAGACCAGGGACAUGCAUGCAAAGAUGUACCAAUUCUCCUGGGAGUUAUAUCUGCACGUGUGACCCCGCCUUCAAGGUGGAUCCAGCCGAUCCAAGCAAAUGUGUUCCGAAGUCUCCGUGUUCUCCAAGCGAUAAUGGCUGCCAGCAUGUCUGUUACAUGGAAAACAAUCAAAAGAAAUGCUCUUGUAAUGAGGGAUACAAACUACAGGACGACGGAAAGAGUUGCAAAGACAUCGAUGAAUGCCUGGAGAAACCUUGUACUCAGAACUGUGAGAACACCGACGGCGGAUUUAAGUGUAUCUGCAAACAGGGAUAUAAUCUCAAAGGAGACAACUAUACUUGUGAAGAUAUCAACGAAUGUGCUCAAGGCAAUUACAACUGCAGUGACCCCUUCCAGCAAUGUAUCAAUAUCGACGGUGGAUACAAGUGUGAAUGUGAACAAGGUUCUUACUGGUCUGGUAGCUCUUGCAAAGAAAUUCCUACCGCAGGUUCUGGUUCUCAAACUACCACAAGUCCUGGUUCUCAAACUACCGCAGGUCCUGGUUCUCAAACUACCGCAGGUCCUGGUUCUCAAACUACAGCAAAUCCUGGUUCUCAAACUACCGCAGGUCCAGGUUCUCAAACCACCGUACGUCCUGGUUCUCAAACUACCGCAGGUCCUGGUUCUCAAACUACCACAGGUCCUGGUUCUCAAACAACUGCAG
Molecule: messenger RNA, 4063 nt
Organism: Actinia tenebrosa (Australian red waratah sea anemone)
Lineage: Eukaryota; Metazoa; Cnidaria; Anthozoa; Actiniaria; Actiniidae
Biological process (GO): cell-matrix adhesion
Molecular function (GO): calcium ion binding
Source: RefSeq, a predicted model, not a curated record